This is a messenger RNA of Nothoprocta perdicaria, 4762 nucleotides long. It is a transcript of the gene RAI14, whose product is annotated as retinoic acid induced 14. Gene Ontology annotation, molecular function: actin binding. The transcript has 17 exons. The coding region runs from base 46 to 2958 and encodes 970 amino acids. The record is from RefSeq and is a predicted model, not a curated record. NCBI's taxonomy places the organism in Eukaryota, Metazoa, Chordata, Aves, Tinamiformes, Tinamidae.
GGAUAAAAAGUUCCUCAAAGAUCUAGAAAGCUGAAUGUGAUCAACAUGAAGAGCUUGAAAGCAAAGUUCAGGAAGAGUGACACCAAUGAGUGGAAUAAGAAUGACGACCGGCUGCUGCAGGCGGUGGAGAACGGCGAUCCCGAGAAAGUGGCUUCGCUGCUGGGCAAAAAGGGAGCCAAUGCCACCAAACACGAUAGCGAGGGCAAAACUGCUUUUCACCUGGCAGCCACCAAAGGGCAUGCAGAAUGCCUCAGGAUCAUGGUGACACACGGUGCCGACGUGACAGCCCAGGACGGGGCAGGGCACAGCGCUUUACAUCUUGCAGCAAAGAACAGUCACCCUGAUUGUGUUAAGCGGCUUCUUCAGUGUAAAUGCCCAGCGGACAGCACUGACAAUGCUGGGAAAACAGCUUUACAUUAUGCAGCUGCAUGUGGUUGUCUUCAGGUAGUUCAACUUCUGUGUGAGCACAAAUGUCCAGUUAACGUCAAAGACUUGGAUGGGAACAUACCUUUGCUGCUUGCAGUACAAAAUGGUCACACAGAAAUCUGCAAAUACCUUGUGGAUCAUGGAGCAGAUGUCAACACUAGGGACAAAAAUGGAAGAACUGCUUUGAUGGUGGCUUGUGAAGCUGGUAGCCUUAACAUUGUGGAAACCUUGCUUAGAAAAGGUGCAGAUGUCAGUUUAGUAGAUGUCUUUGGACAGAAUGCCCUACAUUACUCCAAACUCUCCGAGAAUACAGGGAUCCAGARUCUCCUGUCAUCAAAGAUCUCUCAGGAUGCGGAUAYAAAGUCACCAACUAAAGCAAAGCAGCAUGAUCAAGGCUCUAAAUUAAGUUCAGAAAGAAGUGGAACUCCAAAAAAACGCAAAGCCCCACCUCCUCCUAUCAGUCCUGUUCAGCUUAGUGAUUUGUCCUCCCCACGCUCAUCAACUUCAACUCCCAUGACUGGAAAAGGACAGACUUUCUUUGCUGACCAAGUAUACAAGGAAGAAUUCAGUCCCCUGAAUAACAAAGACAGGCUGAGUGACAGCACAACAGGUGCUGAUAGUUUGUUGGAUGUAAGUUCUGACACUGACCAGCAAGAUCUACUCAUGUUGAUGCAAGCAAAAAUCGCUUCUCUGACAUUACACAAUAAGGAGCUACAGGACAAAUUACAGGAAAGAAYGCCUAAAGAAGCAGAUUCUACCAUAGAUUCUUUUCAUUCAACCCAAACAGAGUUUGACCAAACAGCAGAUAGGCAAAGUGAGCUUUCAGCUCAGGAGCUGAAGUCUUCAUUAAAUGCCACCCAAAUUCAAGAAAAGCCAGCAAGCCCCAGUGAAAUAAAAAUAAAAUACCUCCAGGAAGAUUUAAAGGAUGUGCAGRGGAAAUUAGAGACCUCUGAAGCCAAAAGAAGGCACUUAGAGGCUCAGGUCCAGUCUAGAGUCCCAGACACAGAUCAUUUAAAUAGCACGGGCAUUUCAGAAAAUGGCUCUGAUCUUAACCUAAAGCUCCAAGAAACUCAGAGCAGGUAUGAGGAAGCAGUGAACGAGGUUUUGAAUGUACAAAGGCAAAUGAAACUGGGUCUUGCUUCUUCUGAAAGUGAAGAAAUGAGUUCUGACCUGAGUAGGUUGAAGGUUACAUGCGAAGAAUUUGAAAUGCUUAAGCAAGAGUUGAAGAGAGCUUUGGAGGAAAAUGAAAGACAAAAAGAGAAAGUGAGAGAGCUGCAGAAAAAGUUUGAAGAAAGAGAGCAGAAUGUGCCAAUGUCUGUAGAAGAAUGUGAGGAGAUAAAGAAUACAUAUUGUUCAGUUAUUGACAACAUUAACCAGGAGAAGGCGUUGUUGAUUGAGAGAUAUAAAGAAGGGCAAGAGGAAAUUAAAAGGCUGCAGGAUAAGCUGGCAAAUCAGACACGGUUGGAAUCUAGUGCCGAAGCUGGAGAAAAGAAGGAGGCCAUGAGCAAAAUGGUAGAUGAGCUCAACAGACAACUUAGUGAGUUAUCUGAGUUGUACAAAGAAGCACAAACAGAACUCGAAGAUUAUAAGAAGAGAAAAACUCUAGAUGAUAUAGCUUUGGAYUACAUUCCUAGAGAAGAGCAUGAGAAACUGAUGCAGAUAACAAAUUCUUUGAAAUACAAAGCUGAGAAUGAGUUAUCAGAAAUGAAAUCACAGUACACAAAAGUACUAGAUGAAGCAGAAGAGCUAAAGCAACUGAUAGACACUCAGAAACAGAACUCCAUGCCAAUUACUGAACACCAUCAAAUGAUAAAUGCACUCAGAAUUACUUUAAAGGAAAUGGAGGAAGAAGUAAAUGAGCUCAAAGGACUAGUUACCAGCAAGGAAAAUGAAGUAAGACACCUGCAGAAGGAACUGCUGGAAGAAAAAGCUGCAAUUAAUGAAGCAAUGGUACCCAGGUCUACCUAUGAAAAACUCCAGUCUUCAUUAGAAGGCGAAGUUAGUGUUUUGUCAUCCAAACUGAAGGAGGUAAUCAAGGAGAAGGAAAAUGUGUCCUUAGAUGUCAUACAGCUGAGAAAUGAAGUUCUGCAUUUGAAAGGAGAGAAGGAAGGAUUGCAUACUCUACUUGCAGCAAAGGAUCGGGAGGUAACUGGACUUCAGCAAAAGUACCAUCAAGCUCAAGAGGAGCUUCUUGAAAUGAAAAGCUCGUCAAAAACAGAAGAGGAUAAAGAUAAAAAGAUCAAUGAGAUGUCCAAGGAGAUUACCAAGUUAAAAGAAGCAUUGAACAGCCUUUCCCAGCUUUCCUACUCCACCAGUGCCCCCAAAAGACAAAGCCAGCAGCUGGAGGCCUUGCAGCAACAAGUGAAGCAGUUGCAAAACCAACUCGCUGAAACGAAGAAACAACAUCAGGAAAUUGUCUCAGUUUACCGGAUGCAUCUUCUCUAUGCCGUGCAGGGUCAAAUGGAUGAAGAUGUCCAGAAAGUGCUUAAACAAAUCUUAUCAAUGUGCAAAAGCCAAUCACAGAAAAAGUAAACAAAAAACAAACAGAACUCCCCAUUUUUAUUAAUCCCGAUAUGGGUGUUUAUCUAGAUUUGCCUUAAUGUAAGAUUUACAAUGGCAAUUUGCUGCUUUUUCUUUUUGUUGUGCUGUUUGCAAGGUGGAUUUAUCUCUCUCUACCACUUUCCAUGUGCAUUUGCAUGUGCAAUAACAAAGACAUGCCUGCUUUUUGUAUCCACAUUACAAGUAUCUUCUUCAAACUUGUUACCUAGGCCACUCCAUGUCAUGUUGAUCCUGAAAGUACUUUGUAGCUUCCUCCAAGAGAGGAAGGCUAAUCUGGAUGCAAGCACUCAUAUCGUCUGGGUAAAGGUGAAAUUCUCCAUGAGGUCUCCUGUAUUAUUUAUAAACUGCAUCUUAUUACUGGGGAGUUUGUUAGGUGUUGUGGGACUCAGAUUCCUGACAUUUUGCUAUAUUCAGUCUUUGGCAGAGCAGAGUUUGGGCAGCCUUGCAGCAGUGAGCAGAGGUAGAUGCUUAUGGUGAGCCAGAACAUCAAGCAGCUACACGUUAUAUUAUUUAAGAUUAGUAAGGUAGCUGUCCCAGUCCAUCCAAUGCACUGAGUAUGCAGAAUCAUACCAUGCUUCAUAGUUUCCCUGAACUGCCUGUAGCAGAACCGAACUAUUUCACAAGGUAAAAUCAUUAGUUUAUCAAAGUUCUGUACAAAGCAGUACAGAAAAGUUUGUAAAAAAACCACCCUUUCUGAUAGGUUUAGCUAUCUAUGCAAGUGUUGGCCAUGAAGCUCAGGAACAAAACCAGAACAUAUACUUCAGACAAGGGAUUCUAGUGAACACAGGAUGUUUACAGUGAACGUCAAUGCCUCGAACUUCCUAACCUCACUUUUGUAAAGAUCUCCUCUUCAGUAUAUUUUUAUCGGCCCUCUAAUGAAUUCUUUUGUAACUAAACCAUUUUUUCUACAUAAUAUUUGCAUUAAGCUUAUUAACAAAUAUUUUUAGGUAACUAUGUUUUAGAGAGUUUCUUUUUAUACCCCAAGUAUUUGGUAAUAGUGAAGCAUAGUGAAGUGCUUUCGGCUUGAAAAACUCUGUACCGAAUAAUAGAUCUGUCUGUCAACAUGGCCCAGGGCAGUGAAGUGCAAAAUACAAUUCAGCCCUCUGUUUCCGCAUGUAUAGAAAUGAUUGGUAGAGAACAACAAAAGGUGUCAAAAAUUUCUGCGUGUUCCUUCUAGAGGCCAUGGGCAUCGAUAGAGCCUUUGUCAGCGCUUUAAAAUUUAAAGGUCGAAAAAGAAAUGCGUGAUGUGGUUUAGUAUAAAACUGUGGGAGAAUAUUUCUAAAUACAUGCUGCACUUGAGGGUACAACCRUUCUAACCAGCUUGUAGCUUCACUAUGUUAUUUGUUUCAUUCCUGUUAGCAAAUAUGUCUCUAAUAGAGAAAUCUCCAGGGCUAUGUAAUCUAUGAAGUUUGUAUAGAGUCAUAAUAUGACAAGAGUCAGCGGUGCCUCGGGCUGACUGGACUCAUAGUGCACUUAGAUAAUUCCUAACCCUGGAAAAACUGAAAUGGAUUUUAAAAAUGUAAACAAGAAAUAUGUCUUUGCCUCAGUUAGACUUUGGUGUUACUUUUCCUGGGUGGUUUAACUAAUGCCUGCUAAUUAUGAACAGUAUUUUAUAGUUAGAUGGUUUUGAAAAUGCUCCAAAGAAAUGUGAAAAGAAUUUUGCUGCAGCACUUAAAACAACAAAAUUGUAAGCAUGCUAAUGCUGCGAAGUAUGAAACUUGAUGAACCAUUUUGUAGGUUGCCUGAUGGAUUUAGUCUUCUACUUUGUUUUGGUUUG